This is a messenger RNA of Saccostrea cuccullata (small rock oyster), 1193 nucleotides long. RefSeq lists its product as uncharacterized. NCBI's taxonomy places the organism in Eukaryota, Metazoa, Mollusca, Bivalvia, Ostreida, Ostreidae. The coding region runs from base 714 to 1193 and encodes 159 amino acids. The transcript is spliced from 5 exons. The record is from RefSeq and is a predicted model, not a curated record.
CAAUGUAUACGGGCGAUAUAUUUUUUAAGUAAAUCUCCCAUUCGCUACAAUUUUUGUAAUUACAGCUACGUUUCCAUCAGAAAAAGUCUUUGGUCGCCCUGGCCUUGGCAAAUCUUUAAGCGUUUUCACUCAACAAAAACUGUGCUUAAUGAAACUGUAUAAUCUCCAUAAAUCUGAUAAAUUUUACUUAACAUUACUUUUGCAGGUAUAUAAAAAUACCUCAUAUCACUUUGAUAUAGGUUCUUAUUUCAGCUUUAAUUUUUGUAUUUCACUGGGAGAAAAGUGUCAGUAUGUACGACUGCCUUUUCCCUUUUGUAUGUAACUUUUGAAACAGUGAAUUAAAGUAUGAAUGUAUCUACCCGGCCUUGACAUUGGUAUUGGUCAUUUACAACAACUGUCUAUGAAAACAUUACUUGUGUCAUUUUAUUAUCCCUUGUGCCAUUUUAAGAAUUGGUUUUUCUUUAUCAGGAAAAGAAAUCCUUGUCAAUGUCCUUGUUUUAUUUUUAUAAUGCCUUCAUUAUGUUUUUUUUUUUUUACAAAUUAGCCAGGCUCUCUGAACCUGCUCUGUCCAUAGCUAUGAAACUAAAGUGGUGGUUAAUUUAGAUGUAUUGAUUUGUGAGAAUUCAAAAGGAUAUUUCCCUGUAAUAAUUUAAUACUACUAUGUGUAUUAUGUCUGACUUUCGACUAAAUACGUUUUCUUUGUUAAAAUUAAAAUGAUGCUGAUCCACUUGCUCUUUUUUGUGCCUUUAACCCUUUUCACUAAUAUACAAGCCUUUAGCAGUGGAUGUCGAAGACCGGAUGGUGUCCAUUGUUGCUAUAAUGAAUAUUUUGACGUGGAGAACAAAGCUUGUAGAGAAUGCAGUCCCGGGAAAAUAGGCUGGGGAUGUAAAGAACCUUGUAAAGAGGGAUAUUAUGGACAUUUGUGUCGAUUGGCAUGCACGUGUAAAUCUAUUUAUUGUAACCCAGUAUUUGGAUGCUUGGCAACAACCUCUAAUGGAGGCACUGCCAUCCUAGCCCCCAAAGAGUACAAUUUGGAGAGAAUCGGUCACUCUAUUUCACCCUAUUCAACAAGAAAGCAUGGAAUGCGUUUGUCUACAAAAGACAAGUCAACCCUAGAAUCAUCGACUAUGGAGAUAUCUUUGGAGAAAGGGGCAACAGAUCAUAUGCAUGGUAAAUAUAACCCUAAAAUUUAA